Molecule: messenger RNA, 1629 nt
Organism: Sordaria macrospora k-hell
Lineage: Eukaryota; Fungi; Ascomycota; Sordariomycetes; Sordariales; Sordariaceae
Source: RefSeq, a predicted model, not a curated record
AUGGCCCCCCAUGUAACACCCACCACCAAACUGCAAAUAAUCGGCGCCUUCAAGCUCCUUCGCUUUUUGCGUUCCCGCCACCAGUUUCCCCCGGGAACCGUUUCAAAUAAUGACAUCUUCCGCCUCUUCUCCGUUUCGCGCACCACCGGCUACCGCGUGCUCUCAGAAAUCUCCGUCCCCGGCCCGGACGGCGAGACCCACCACCCGCUGACGCAAGCGGAGCGUGCGCUUUUGGACGCCGAGACGGCAGCGGCCAUUGAGGAAGAGGAAAAUGCGCGGAUUCAGGAGAUCAUCAACAACCCCCGUGAGGAAACGCGGGGGAGGAAGAGGAAACUGACGGAACGGGAUGUGGAGGUUAUUGAAAAUUGGUUGGAUCGCAACGGGGGAAGGGGCGAGGUGAAGUGGAAGGAUGUACCGGUUGCGGCGGGGUUGGGGCAGAUUCCGGGGAAGGAUGGGAAGGGGGUGGUGAGCGGGGUUACGGUUAAGAGGGCGUUGACGGCGUGGAGGGAGAGGAAUCGGGAAUUGGACGUGGAGGAUUGGACGAGGGCGAGGGGCGCGGGGGGGCUGAGGGGGAGUGAGAAGGCUAGGGAACGGUGGGGACGGCCUAAGGAUGGAGGUUCUGGGAGUAGUGGAGGUGGUGGGAAUGGGGCCGCGGGUCAGGCUGGGAAUAGACAGGGUGCAGAAGCGGGAGAGAGGGAAGGGAGGGAAGGGCCGUCGGAAAGUGAGAGUGAGAGUGAUGAUGAAAGUGUGGUGGAAACGGGAGCUGGACCUUCCGGAACUGCGGCUGGGGCGGCGUCUGGAACGGCAAGCGCGAGUGGAAAUGGAAGUGGAAGUGCUGCUGUGGUACCCGUCCCGGUAACAGGAAACGGCGUUGAAUAUGGUAAUGCGGGCGGAAGUCGAGACCAGCAAAGUCAGGAGCAGCAAAACGCCAGCAGAAGAUCUCAAGGCCCCGAUCCCAGAUAUCUGUGGAAGAACCGAGCAGAAAUCGAAAGAGCCGCAAGAGAAGCUGAGGCUAGACGGCGGGCUGAGGUGAUAGCUGAGGAAAGAGCUAGGGUUAAGCAGGCGACUGCGAAGGAACGAUAUCGUUUAUCGAGACAGAGGAAACGGCAGCAGCAGAAGCUGGAGAAGCAGCAGCAGCAGCAACAAUUGCAGCAACAGGGUCAAAGUCAGGGUCAAGGUCAGAACGUCCCUCCUCUUGCGCCCAUACAACAGCAACAGCAACAGCAACAACAACAACAACUACCUCAACCACAACAACAACAACAAUUACCUCAUCCAUCUCAUCAACCAUCACAACAUCAGCCACAGCAUCAACAAUAUCCACAGCAACAUCAACAUCAACAUCAACAAGGGCAAAGGCCAUACACAUCAAUGAGCUUCAUCCCUCUCCCCACCUACGGCCAAAACGGAGCCGGAGCCGCAAGUGCCAGCGGAAGCAGAAGGGGAAGCGGAAGCGGAAUUGGUCUCUCAAGUGCACAACAGAGCUUUAACAGCAACAAUAACGGGGUUGCAGUCGGUACUGGCAAUUGGAAUGGCGGAAACCCCGGGGGGCAUGCCAAUGGUGGCGGCGGCGGCGGAGAUGCGGAAGAUAUCCUGAUGCUAGGUCGACUUGCUGGCGUGCUGAAUUAG